CAUUUUGUAAUGUCAACAUGGCGAAUCGUGGUAUUUCAGCCGGCAUCGUCCGCUUGUUUUUGAAGCCCAUACGUUGUCUGCAGUCUUUUAAAACACACAUUAAGUGUAAUGGAAAAUCGGUAGAUUAUUAUCUGUAGCGUUAUCUGGAUGUGUAAUUUGAAGGGGAAUUGCAAGUGAAAUUAGUACGUUGAUAUGUGAAUGUCUGUAAACGGUUCGUUUAUUUUUAGUUCUUGCCUCAGCCAUACAGACGCUGUCAUGAAGCGCCACGCAUUCCUUAGCCGGGCUAAACACAGACAAGCGAAUAAAAAACACCAACACAAGAGAGUUCCAACGGCCCAGUGAAGAAGUCCAUGCGGGAGAAGGCGGUGGAGAGACGUAAUGUCAACAAGGAGCACAACAGCAACUUCAAGGCGGGCUAUGUCCCCAUCGAGGAGGAGCGGCUCCACAAGACGGGACUGAGAGGACGCAAGGGGAACAUGGCGGUCUGCAUUAUCGUUCUCCUCUUCCUCCUCGCCCUCAUCAACCUCAUUAUCACGCUGGUAAUUUGGACGGUGAUUCGGAUUGGUCCGAACGGCUGUGAAAGCAUGGAGUUCCACGAGAGCGGGCUUCUGCGCUUCAAGCAGAAGGCAGACAUGGGAACCGUUUUCCCCCUGCACAAGAGCACCGUGGGUGGGCGCAAGGACCAGGAUCUGGUGCUCACCGGCAACAACAACCCGGUGGUGUUCCAACAGGGCACCACCAAGCUGAGCGUGGAGGAGGACAAGACAUCGGUGGUCAGUGACGUGGGGAUCUCUUUCACGGACCCCCGCACCCAGACCACCUUCUUCAGCACUGACUUCGAGAACCACGAGUUUCACCUGCCCAAGGGCGUCAAGGUGCUGCGUGUGAAGAAAGCCUCCACAGAGCGGAUCACCAGCAACGCCUCGUCGGAUCUGAACAUCAAGAGCGAGGGCAAGGCUAUCGUCCGCGGCAACGAGGGCGUCCACAUCAUGGGUCGCACCGUGGAGUUCAAAAGCGGGGGAAACAUCGAGCUCCGAGCUGAGAACAGCAUCGUGCUGAACGGCUCCCUGAUGUUCAACACCUCGCGCAUCCCCCACUCUGCGGGUGACGUCUUCUUCGACGAGGGCAUGGAGCGCUACAAGCUGUGCAUGUGUGCAGACGGCACCCUGUUCCGCCUCCAGGUCAAAUACUCCAACAUGGGCUGCCAGACCUCCGACAACCCCUGCGGCCACUAGGCAAAAACCAAUCACUACCGUCGUCGGGUUAGAAAACCCACUUUUAAGAACGGCCCGAUGAGUUUAAUUCCACCAAAAAAGGUUCAAUAAUUUGCCGUACUGCUGUAUGACAAAUUACCCAUUAGAACCCGCCCACUGAACUGUCCAAUAAGAACCACCUUACUAAGCCCCGUCCAGUAAGAACUGCUCAAUAAGACCUGCCCACAAGGAACAGCCCAUUACGAAACCAGCCCGAGAAGUUAAAUCCAAUAAGAACUAUCCUACCACGGAGUACCGCUGUACUAUGAACUGCCCAUUAAUACUCGCUCUGCUGAGGACUGUUCAUUAAGAACUGGUGUUCCACAGGAGCUGUGGUACGCUCCGAACCUCAUCACCAAGUUCCGUCCGACCACACCAGCCCAGAAAGGCCCCGCCCGUUG
Molecule: messenger RNA, 1654 nt
Organism: Gadus macrocephalus (Pacific cod)
Lineage: Eukaryota; Metazoa; Chordata; Actinopteri; Gadiformes; Gadidae
Gene: sgcb
Product: sarcoglycan, beta (dystrophin-associated glycoprotein)
Exons: 6
Coding region: 351-1235 (294 amino acids)
Biological process (GO): muscle organ development
Cellular component (GO): sarcoglycan complex; sarcolemma
Source: RefSeq, a predicted model, not a curated record